Molecule: messenger RNA, 1026 nt
Organism: Lodderomyces parapsilosis
Lineage: Eukaryota; Fungi; Ascomycota; Pichiomycetes; Serinales; Debaryomycetaceae
Gene: CRL1
Product: Rho family GTPase
Exons: 1
Coding region: 1-1026 (341 amino acids)
Biological process (GO): small GTPase-mediated signal transduction
Molecular function (GO): GTPase activity; GTP binding
Source: RefSeq, a predicted model, not a curated record
AUGCAAUCGAAACGCCUGUCCUUCAUUUCAUCGAUGUCCCCCUCGAAGCACUCAUCACCUCAAUUCCAAACACUGCCAAGUUUCAACCCCUAUGAGACUCUACAGGAGCAACAAAAACAACUAAGCGAUCUAUACCAACUGCAGUCAAAGUUGAAAAUUGUAACCAAAGAUGACCCAACGAUACCAAAUUACAAAGAAAUGCCAAUGCUGGGUAAAAAACUGGACUAUAGCAUGAAAAUUGUUGUCACUGGUGAUGGUGCCGUUGGUAAGACAUGUUUAUUGGUGAGCUAUACGCAAAACAAGUUUCCUGAGAUUUAUGUGCCAACCGUUUUUGAAAACUACGUCACAACAUUAAGUGCUCCCAAUGGCAAGUCUUUUGAGUUGGCAUUGUGGGAUACAGCUGGCCAAGAGGAAUACGAUCGUUUAAGACCAUUGAGUUAUCGUGAUGCAGAUUUAAUAUUGAUAUGUUUUGCUAUGGAUAACCCUACAAGCUUGAUCAAUAUUAAGGACAAGUGGUUUCCAGAGAUAAAGCACUAUUGUCCUAAUGUACCAAUUAUUCUAGUAGGAACCAAAUCCGAUCUACUGGGAAAUAUUCAACCUGAACUCCCUCCUCAAAUUGCUAUGGAGAUUGGCGCUAUUACGUAUAUUGAAUGUUCUGCCAAGCAGAUGUAUCAAGUUAGGGCAGUAUUCAAUCUAGCUCUUGAGCGUUAUCAAAAGGAGAUGGAAAGACAAGAGCAAUAUCAAGCUAGUAGUAAGAGGAAAUUACUCAGACGUUCAAAUGGGGGAGCAUCUUCCAGUGGUAAUUAUGGGCAUUUACGAAACAAGAGUAGUGCAUCCUCCAGUAAACGAGGUCACAAACAAAACGGAUCAUUAAGCUCAAGUGUAUUGAUUGAUGAGCCAUUGACCGAAGACACAUACCAAAGCAAUCCAUAUGGAAGUUUCAAUGGUGAUUCACGAAACAACGGUGAGUUUGAUUUUAUCAAUGAGCGUAAGAAAAUGGAAAAGAAAAAAUGCAUUAUAUUGUAA